Salvia miltiorrhiza (redroot sage) is the source of this 1269-nucleotide messenger RNA. RefSeq names its product protein FAR1-RELATED SEQUENCE 9-like. NCBI's taxonomy places the organism in Eukaryota, Viridiplantae, Streptophyta, Magnoliopsida, Lamiales, Lamiaceae. Gene Ontology annotation, biological process: regulation of DNA-templated transcription. The transcript is spliced from 3 exons. Bases 13 to 1269 code for a protein of 418 amino acids. Gene Ontology annotation, molecular function: zinc ion binding. The record is from RefSeq and is a predicted model, not a curated record.
GCAUGGGACAAUAUGUUGAAAAAGUAUGGACUUGAAGAUAAUGAUUGGUUGAGGCGAAUGUUUAAACUAAAAGAAAAAUGGGCCUUAGUCUAUGGACGACAAAUGUUUUGUGCUGAUAUGACUACCACCCAAAGAAGUGAGAGCGUGAAUAGUAUUGUGAAAAGGUAUGUCAACUACAAGCACAAGUUCUUAGAAUUUUUUAAUCACUUCCAAAGACUUCUUGAAGAUCGUAGAUAUGAAGAACUAAAAGCUGAUUUCAAAGCAAAUACAAGCAUUCCAUCUAUGGUGUAUCCGGUUGAGAUUUUGAAGCACGCAACUAGUAUUUAUACCCCUGAAGUAUACAAAAAGUUUGAGCAGGAGUGGUAUAAAUCCCAUGAUUCGAGUUUGGAAUGCUUUGAUGACGAUGGUUUUCUGGGCAGAUAUAAAGUUACCCCUCAUAAUAAGAUUCAUAGCCAUAUAGUUACAUUUGAUUCAUCAAGUGGAAAAACUAAAUCUAGUUGCAGAAAGUUUGAAUUUGCUAGAAUUUUGUGUUCUCAUAUUUUGAAGGUAUUCACCAUGAAAAACGUUAUGAAGAUCUCAAGUGAAUACAUCAUGAAAAGAUGGACACGACAAGCAAAAGUUGGAUUUAUUGGAGAGUCAAAUCUCAAUAAAUUCAACUCGGAUCCAAAAGUACUUCAAAAUCUACGAUAUAAAGAAUUAUGUGGGUUGUAUGUUCAGUUGGUUACAAAAGCUUCUGAGGAUGAAGAUACUUACAGACUUGUAAAAGAUGGUAUUUUGAAGAUGUUUGAUAUGGUGGAUAGCAGAUUGCAAGGUCAAGAGUUAGAUCAACAUGGAGAUCAAACAAGUUUGUUAUUAAAUGAGACUGAAUUACAAACUAAUGAAAGAAACACUUGUGGAGCCAAAGGUAUAAAGUCUAAAAAUAAGACAACUUCAGGGAAAAGACUUAGAGGUGGCUUAGAAAGAGGUUCAAGAAAAAAGAAAGUGGGGCGAAAAGAAGUCCAGCGUUUAUCCUCUGAUAAUUUGGAGGGUGUCCAAGGAAAUCAUGACAUUGUUUCUGAUUUGCCCUCUGUACCUUAUCAAGGGGUAAAUGAAAUUCAGGUUUAUGCUAAUAUUUUUUUAGUGAAAGUCUUCUUGUUAAUUUUUGUAAUAUACUCCCUCCAAUUGAUGCUGGCAUUAGGAGUACUUCCAAUACUACAGAACAUGAUUGUUGAUACUGAUUCUGUUGGAGCAGCUACAGCUCUUUACCUGAAUCUUUCGUGCCCUGAGUAG